CAGGCCCGCGGUGUGUCAACAUGGCCAAGCAGGUUUGGCUAAAGGUCCUCAGAUGCGGGAGGGCUGCUGGGCCCAACAAUGAAGCUGUGACUGUUUGUCAUGUGUCUUGCUGCUGGGACUGAAUCAUGUGUGCCAGACGAUCGUCUUGUGACUGCUGUGGUUGCUGUGAAAAUGCCCUUAGCAAAGAGCAAAAAAAAGCCAAGAGAGAUGACGAGAAGACAUUUGCAUGGAUGGAGAAACAAUUCCGGCAAAUGGCGGGAUCCAAUGGCUCACUGGACAAGGAGGCGUUUAAAAAAGCCUUCAGGUUAAAAAAAUCCUUCUUCGCCGACCGCUUCUUCCAGCUGUUUGAUAACGACAACAGCGGAAGCAUCGACCUCAACGAACUGCUGCGAGGGCUUCUGAAGCUGACCCGGGGGUCACCCACUGACAAACUCCGCUUUCUCUUCAGGGUCUAUGAUGUUGACUCGAGCGGCACGAUUGACAGAGAAGAGCUGGGCACGGUGCUCAGGUCAUGCAUGGAGGAAUCUUCCCUCGUGCUGAGCGAAGAGAACCUUCAGGCGUUGACUGAUGCACUCUUUGACGAUGCAGACGCCGAUAAGAGUGGCGAGAUCACCUUCGAGAAACUCAAGGACCAGCUAGAGAAGCAUCCAGGGGUCAUGCAGAACCUCACCAUCAGCGCCGCCAAGUGGCUGGUGCCACGCAAAGAAGAGAAGAGAAGACGAGCACCCCGCCAUCUAUCCUGGACAUACAUCCGCAACAAUCUAGCGAAGGUGAUCUGCACAAUCAUGUUCGUCCUCAUCAACAUGGGCCUUUAUGCACUCAACGCCUGGCUCUACAGAUAUUCAAACUGGUAUAUCAUCUUUGCAAGAGGUGCUGGCAUGUGUCUCCACUUUAACUGCGCCUUUGGACUGUUUCUGAUGCUGCGGAAGUCGUUGACUCUGAUGAGGAACACGCCAUUGGCCAGAAUCUUGCCCUUUGACCAGCACGUGAUGUUCCACAAGAUGGCGGGCUUUGCUGUGGUGUUUUUCACUCUCAUACACACGGCCAUGCACCUUGCAAACGCCAUCUUCUACCUCCAGCGCGAGAAAAAACUCAACCUUUUUGAGAUUCUUUUCACACUGAAGGCCAAGGUGGGGUGGUUCUAUGGGUUCGCUCCCCUGUCCGGAGUUAUCCUAGAUGUUAUUCUGCUCAUCAUGUUCAUAUGUUCAAUGGAGUUUGUGCGCCGAUCUGGAUGCUUCGAGGUUUUCUACUGGACUCACAAGCUUUACAUCCCUUUCUACGUUCUGAACAUCCUCCACGCCACGAACUUCUGGAAGUGGAUCGUCGGGCCUGGAGCCAUCUUCCUGAUUGAAUGCUUGAUUCGCCUGAAAAUGUUCUGGUACGCAAGACAGGGCGACAUGCGCAUUCAGUCAGUAAAACUACUUCCGUCAGGGGUGACCCAGCUAAUUAUCACAAGACCGAGCAGCUUUAACUACAAGCCUGGAGACUAUGUCUUCCUCAACAUUCCAGCUAUUGCGAAGUACGAAUGGCAUCCCUUCACCAUCAGCAGCGCACCUCAGAUGUCAGGAACAUUCUGGAUUCACGUUCGCUCAGCUGGUCACUGGACAAGGUCUUUGUACAAGUAUUUUGAAGACUACAAGAGUUCUGUCGUUGAUGCGGAGGAAGGAAUGGCAGACAAUAAAGAGAUGUACGCAAAUUGCAAAAAAUUCAAGGCUAGCUUCAAAUCGUUCCGCAUGGGCAGGCCCGGUGUACCGCUCACGAGACGAAACACUAAGGCCCGCAGGAUAAAUGCUAGUGUGAAGAGACGGGUGAGAGAAGUUAAGGUCAACGAAAGGGUUUACGUAGACGGACCAUACGGGACACCGAGUCGCCAUAUUUUCGAGGCCGAGCACGCAGUUCUGAUUGGUUCAGGCAUCGGAGUGACUCCGUUUGCCUCCAUCCUACAGAGCAUCAUGUACCGCUUCCGUGAGGCGGAGGUCACGUGCCCGAGUUGCGACCACAGAUUCUGCAUCGAGGUCCCCAAAAGCGUCAUGAACCUGAAAAAAGUGGACUUCGUGUGGAUUAACCGAGAUCAGCGAAAUUUUGAGUGGUUCCUAUCCCUUCUCACACGUCUGGAGAGUGAACAGUCACGUGACCGAGAAAACGGGCUGGGUCACGUGCUCGACAUGCAUAUGUACAUGACCUCUGCCCUCUCCAAAGCGGACAUGAAAGGCAUCGGCCUACAGAUGGCGCUGGAUCUCAUCCACGAGGCGGAGCAGACGGACCUGAUCACGGGUCUGCAGACUCGGACACAGCCAGGCAGACCCGACUUCGAUAAGCUCUUCUCACACAUUGCCAACCACGCGAAGGGAAAGGUCAAGGUAUUUUUCUGUGGUUCACCGCUGCUGGGAAAGGUGCUCAAGGAAUAUUCCCACAAAUAUGAAUUCGGUUUCUCUCAAGAGAUUUUUUGAAGGCCAGACUUUGAAUAUUUCUGCUGCAGUUUCUCAGGGAAAAGCUGCUAGCAGCUAUAGUCAGAAUUACUGUGACUUGCCGUCUUCCGAAAAAAGUCAAAAUGCAAUUGUGAAACAAAAUGAUUGUGCUUUGCUACGUGUACAGAAUGACCAUGUUCUUUCAUGAAAUAACUUUCCGGUGGUGAAGGAUGAAGAAGCUAAGGGGUUUGCAUACUCCUCACAGCUUAUGAUGAAAUUAGCUCGUUGUGUAUCAUAUUGUUAGUGGGGGUCAGUAAUCUUUGACAUCUCUGCUCUUUUCGUUCGUUAAUGAAUUGUGCUUGUACUGAGAUUUACCAGCAACUUCUAGAAUGAUGUGAUGCAAGACCCAGACUGUUGAAACACGGUAUGUCUGUUUUCUGUGUGCUACAUCCAAAUGGAACAACUUGGUCUCGAUGCCACUGACUGACAAGGACUAGUGGGGUGCACUUUUUUCCUAAUGUUUGGGUAAAUUUCAGUGCAAGAUAUUAACUCCCCAAAUGAGGUGAAUGCACCAUUUCCAUUCUCAACAUUGCGACUUCACACUUGUAGACAGACACGCCAUUGGCUGUUGCCUUCACAAUGUGAAUGUACAAUUCUGACCUCUGUACUGUUGACCUUUUUUGUGCAUGAUAAUGUUUGUAAGCGUGUUCCUCGAGAGCGGAAGGAGGGUAUUCCCCGAAAUUUGGGAAACAGAAUCUUGCACUACUACCAGCCAUUAGAAAAAUUUAGCUCCUCAUUUGUUAUAGCUAACGUUUAGAGUUUCAAUGUACUUUCUUUAUUAAACAAAACAAAGCUAAAACAGAUUUAACUGCACUUUGUUAAAGCUUGUUUCUCUUCGGUAACUGUUUUUUUAAGUAGUUUGUGAAUUAGAACAGGUGGUCAACGGUUAAAACCGUAGACAUUGUCACGAGUUUUAUUGACAUUUUUUUUUUCAUCAAGAUAAUAAUUUUUAAGAUACAUUUAUCUUGGCUACGAUAUUCAUCUACUUAGCUAGCGUUUGUGUCGUCAAAUUCUCGUCAAUCUUUCGCUUUUUCCAAAGACAGCUGAGCGUUGCUUUAUUUUGUUGUCUGGUAUAUAAAGGAAAAUGUACACCCCUCACUUCUGCAAGUGUACGUUUCCGGACAGUAGAAGACAUGGUGGAUUGAGCGUGAUGUUCAAAAUGGGGCACAUCCUAGAAACAUACCACAACAAGAACAUACUUUUAAAAAGUAUCUACUUCACCAUGGACCAAAGUUUUUACAAUUUGGUACUAUUCAAAUAAAGAUCUGGUGGUUUCUUUUGUGGGCACACUGGCGACUAACAAACCAAAAUUCUCUGCUAGUCGAGAAAAUGUGUUAAUAAUGAAGGGCGAGUAAAAAUACGACAAAAAUAUAUGAUACAGCUAGACAUAUCUGUGAGAAAAUCUGUAGUCGAGGGGAGGUGAAAAUUUGUGUUUUAUCGCCAAGUCUAGUAGCUAAAGCUCUAUCUCAGAAAAACAGACGGCCCUGUAAAUAGGUGCCACAUCCUACCUGCAUUGAAAGAACAGUAUGCCCGUGACGAGAAUCGAAUGCCGGCUAUCCAAGUUUUUAUUAGCGACAAGCGCAGUGUUUUCUCCAUAAAUUGUAACCUUCACCUGGGUGUAUGUCUAUGUAAUGUGCGAUCAAACCACUCUACUACACUUUCAACUGAGGUAAUCCUUGUACUACUAUAUGUGCUUAAUUUGGUAAGUUUAUUAUUCAAGAUUGGAAGGUUCUGGCGUCGUGCAAGACGCUAAAACACCAAUUUCGUGUAUGUGUAUUUGUAUGUUUAAACAAGCUACUUGUGUGUGUGUGUACAUAUAUACCUGAUACGAUUACAGAAAUGACAGCAUAUCAUUUUUAUCUUUUACUACAGAAUCAAAUGCUCUCAUGGAGCAAGAGAAAUCAACGUCGAUCAGCACUCCGAAUCCAAAAGUGGAUAGGAUUAAUGUCUGUGUUUAAUUCUCAUUAAAUCUUCUGCCAUACAUGUAUUACAACCAGUCUAAAAGGCUGUGAGCAUACAUGUCACUUUCGGGCAAAACGGGCUUCAUACCACGACUCUAACACAGUGAACAGUGGACAAGCGAUAGAAGUCAAUGGGUUUUUAACCGUGCAUAUUGCAGAAGCUUCACACCUCAGAAACGCCAACGUUCUAUUUGCAUAUUGGCAGUAUGUUGGCAAAAGGUUUUGACAGCACUCAGUUCCAAUAUCCCGAGCUUUGGCCCAAAAACCAUUUGUUUCUGUGACCUUCACACACAGCCUUGACAAACUUGGUCAAAUGUUACACGUUUGCCAGGUUAAGGUCCUUAGCACAAUAUACAUGUAUAUAUAUGGACUUUAACUCCUUGCGAUGGCCGUUGGGGUCUGUUGAGACAGUUUGCGGAGAACAUAGCUUUGCAGGGAUAUAAGCUAGGUGAGCUUAUAUAUAAAUAGUGAAAUAAGUUGUUAAGACAAAGGUAAGUUAAUGCCUAGUUCAAAGUCACCUAUAAACGCACGUUAGUAUGCAUGGACACUGGCUAGUGAGCACACAGAGAAAUAAAAGCGAAGAAAAUCUUUGAGUAUGAGAGAUCGGUUACAGAUGUAACCAGAGGUCAGCAGCUCCUUAUGCAGUAAUGGACACAAUAACAAGGUCUAUUACUUCUACAUAAAGAAGUUUUAAGCCAUUCAGUUAAUUAAGCUAAUCAUUAUAUGUGAUUUUGUACAUAAAAUACAUGAUUUGAUCAACGAGACUCUUGCUGCGAUAUGUGCUAUAUAUAUUGUUCUCUAAGCCUUUCUGAUAAAUUGAAUUAUACAUGCUCGUACUUUUUUGUACCUUCAAUAUGUACAUGAUGAUCUACGAAUUACAUAAAAGUGAUUUUUAGCUACACUUAUUGCUUUCAAAAAUAUAAAUGUUUUGCCUUUCUUUGAUCAAGUUUAUCCGACUGUCCUUUUUGGUCUCAUUUAUAAUAAUACAAUUGCCCUUCCUAUCAUUACACAACUGGUUCUUGACUAUUCUUAUGAACAUGUCAUUAAUCAUUCUCAGUGUAAAGAUGAAGAACAAUUUCCAUCGUCAUGCUUGUAUAUUGAAUAAUGCUCGCUUUAUAAUUUUAAUGUCUUGUGAGUAGGAUUUUCCUACAGACAACAUUUUUUAUUCUCUGAACCAAUGCAGCUUAAGAAAGUUUUGUAUAAGCUUUUUUUUCAAGAAUAAAAGAACUAGCCUAUC
Messenger RNA from Pomacea canaliculata, 5666 nucleotides. RefSeq names its product NADPH oxidase 5-like. The record is from RefSeq and is a predicted model, not a curated record. Gene Ontology annotation, biological process: defense response; superoxide anion generation. Gene Ontology annotation, cellular component: NADPH oxidase complex; plasma membrane. NCBI's taxonomy places the organism in Eukaryota, Metazoa, Mollusca, Gastropoda, Architaenioglossa, Ampullariidae. Gene Ontology annotation, molecular function: superoxide-generating NAD(P)H oxidase activity; calcium ion binding.